GCGCAUUCGGUAACAAGCUUGUUUCUGUGCAACAUAACAAAAAAAGACCUGUGGAAUAAUAUAAAUAAGAUAGAAGAAUAAGAAGAUUUUUGCUUAAGAGUUUAGACAGAGAGCUAAUUAUGAGAACAAGAAUAUUUCAUCUGUUUAUAUUAUUCUUCGCUGCUACCACCAGUCUGGGGAUGCAAUGCAGUUUUCAUCCCGGAAAAUUUUUCUGUGAUGGCACCGACGAAUAUGAUUUCAUGUACCAUUUCCACAUGAAUUAUAUUCCAUUACGUUAUAGAAACGAGAACUACGAAGUACAAAUCGUCAACUCUAAUUACUCAGUUAUAGAAAAAAUCAUCAACCCGCCAUUGCAACAUGGAACCGCUGUAAUAACCAAACUGGCAAUUAUAAAUUCUUUCGUACGCCUGGUAAAGGAGUAUGCCUUCGAGGAACUUGACCAGAUCAAGGAACUGGACCUGAGCUGCAACAAAAUCAGCGACAUGGCGUUUGUGCUGCCAACAAGUCUGGAAUACUUAAAUUUGAGUCACAACUACCUCAAAGAGUUGGAUUUCAAUGUUUUGGUAAUGAGUCGUAUCGAUUUUAGUUAUAAUUUGAUUAGCGAACUGCUGCCUUCUUAUCAACAACGACUUUUUUUAUACGCUAAUUUAAGUAGUAAUAAAAUUAGCGAAUUUAAUGAGGUGGAAUUAAACUGCUUUUUCCGUUCAUUAAAUCUUAAUGAUAAUACGUUAAAUAGCAUUACCUUAAAAAGUUAUGAGAAUACAGAUUACAGCGUAAAAAUAAGUCACAAUCAAGUAAAUUCUAUAAAAUCUGACAACUUUAGGGUAAAAAAUCUUGAACUAACACAAUCAAUUUUCCCGUUGCCCCUCACAUCUCGUGGCAUAUUUAUCAACACCAUGUACAUCACAGAUGUACUAACUUUGAAAGACAACAUAAUACCUGUAUUGAACACAGGUACAAUAAAUAUAAAUAAUGUAAAAGCAAAUUCAUGGAAUUAUGAAGAAAAACCUAAGAUAGAUUUUUCAAAUUCAUCCAUAUCAAAAAUCGAGGCAUAUUAUUUUUCGGAAUCAAGAUUCCCUUUAGUAAACCUGAGCUUCAAUAAUUUGGAGAAUUUGAGCAAUAAUGCAUUUUCUGGAAGUUAUAUUCGUAAACUAGAUCUGUCUUUUUCCAAUAUUACUCUCAUAGAAGCCUACGCUUUUUAUGACUUAGAAGCAAACUCAAUUAAUUUAAGAGGGAACAAAUUAACAGUCGUUGACUAUAUUUGGAACAGUGUAACAGUUAAUGAAAUAGAUCUGUCAUUUAAUUUGAUAAAUAAGAUAAAUAGAAAUGCAUUUCUUGGUUGUAUUUCUCUACGUUCUUUAAAUUUAUCCUAUUCCUCAAUACAGGUUAUUGAACCAGAUGCAUUUUAUGGGCUAAAUGAAUUGACAACACUAGAUUUAAGAGAAAAUAAAUUGUCAAGAUUACUUAGUAGUUCAUUUAACGAUCUGCCGUUAACAACAUUGGAACUUACGGGAAAUAAUAUAAAAUCUGUUGAAAGUAGCUCCAUUAAUAACCUUCCAAAUUUGCGAAUAUUAAAUCUUUCUACAUCCGGCAUUACAGAUUUAGACGGAACUGCGUUCACCAGUUUAGGCAGUUUAGAGUUUUUAGAUUUAAAAAACAACAAUGUGAGAGUUUUAAGCAACCUUACUUUUUCCGAUCUACCUGUUCAAAACAUAGAAUUAUUUGGGAAUCCAAUUAAGUCCGUUGGCUACAAAGCUUUUAGUAACUUAACUCACAUACGAUCUAUUAACCUUUCUAGCUUUGGUAUUGAAAAUAUGGAGGAAUAUGCAUUCUCAAAUUUGGAAGGCUUGGAUUUUAUUGAUCUGCGUAAUAAUAAUUUGACGCUUUUACAAAACCACACAUUUUCUGACUUGUCUGUAGAAAGCAUAAAACUGCAGGGAAACAAAAUUAAAUCGAUAGGUUACAAAGCAUUUAAUAAUAUUCGUUAUCUUCAACUUUUAAACCUUUCCAACGUCGGUAUUGAAACCUUGGACGAAAAUGCUUUUUCGAAUAUAAACAGUUUAAUAGAUUUAGAUUUAAGUAACAACAAUUUGACGGUUCUAAGAAGUGGUACAUUUUCACACUUAUCUGUCCGAAAUAUAUAUUUGCAGGGAAACAGAAUUCGUUCCAUAGGUUAUAAAACUUUUAAUAAAUUAUCUUACUUAGAAGAUCUUAACCUUUCAAAUUUAGGUAUUGAACAGAUACACGAAAGUGCAUUUUUCGAUUUGAAUAGUCUGAAGAGUAUAGAUUUAAGUCAUAACAAUUUGACAGAAAUAAAAAGUUACGUUUUUUCCAAUUUAACUGUGCGUAAUAUACAUUUAAAUGGCAACAAAAUCACCUUUGUACAUAGCAAAGCUUUUUAUAACUUAUACAAUUUAAAUAUCCUAAAUCUCUCAAAUUGUGGCAUUUCAAAUUUAUCGAAAAGAUCCUUUCAUCUUUUGCCUAGUAUCGAGACAAUAGAUCUUAGUAGAAAUGGAAUUAGUGUCUUAGAAAGUUUUUCAUUUGAUGAUCUACCAGUAAGAUUUCUAAACUUAAAAGAAAACAAUAUAAGAAACAUACAAUCCAGAGCUUUUCAUAAAUUAAAUCAACUAGAGCAAAUUUAUCUUAAUGGAUUGCAUAUCUCCAAUUUAGAGCCGCUAUCGUUCGACAAUUUACCCAACCUUGAGUUCGUAGAUUUAAGCAACAAUGAAAUGUUUGUACUUCCAGAAAAUCUCUUUCAUGAACUACCAAACCUCAAGACAAUCGACUUGGAUGGGAACAGUAUAAAAAAUACAAGCGCCUUCGAUAACGGUCUUCAGCUAGAGGAACUGAGUAUAACUUUUACAGGGGUGGUUCAAACUAAAAGUAUCCCAAACGUGUAUCUAAGAAAAUUGUUUAUAAAAAAUUCAGACAUAGUAGAACUGCAGAAAGAUUCGUUCAUGGGUUCAUUCAAUUUAAACGAGCUGCACUUUCCUAAUACAAACGUUUAUUCUGUGCAAGGCAGAGCCCUCAACGGUCUUUUUAAUCUAAACUUCUUGGAUUCUCAGACACUGUUCAAACAUGUUAAAAUUUUAAGGAACGAAACAUUUUACGGUUUAACGAGAUUACAGAGCUUAGACUUGUCGAAUCUUCACCUGAAAACCAUAGAACAUGACGCGUUUCUAUCUCUGUACAACUUAAAUAUUUUAUUUUUGGAUAACAACAAUAUUUCGCACCUGAAGACCGGCAUUUUCCGUUAUCUAUCAUCAUUGACAACCUUAAAAUUGUCUCACAACAAAAUUUCGAUAUGUCAGUCCAAUUUAUUCGAAGGUUUGGAGAAUUUAAAUGGCCUGUUUUUAGAAAACAAUGACUUAAAGACAUUAACCAGUUUGUCGUUUAGUGGGUUAAGCAAUUUAGAAGAACUGCAUUUAGAAAGCAACCAAAUCCAGUGGUUGCCUAGGAAAGUAUUCUCUCAUCUGACAAACCUCAAGAGAUUGUACCUUAACGAUAAUAUUAUGACAGAGAUACAGCCUCAUUACUUCAGUAAUCUCGAAGGACUGGCUAAGCUGUCCUUACAGAAUAAUAAAAUAAAACACAUUCCCGCCAAAGCUUUUAAACAUUUAAAAUUGUUAGUGGAAUUGUAUUUAGAUAACAAUAAAAUAGAAUCGGUUGAAGCAGGCGCGUUUUCUGAUCUGCCUAAUUUGUUGGUACUUACUACUUCAAAUAACACAAUAUAUUUUGAUUAUCAAGUCAAUAACAGAGACCAAUUGCAAAUAUUGCCUGACACAGACUCAUACGUGUAUGAAGACCAUGAAUCAAAUUAGUUACCUACGUGUAUCAAGAAUGAUAUGAAAUUUAGUUACAUCUACAUAAUUCUUUUUUUUUUUCUAGUGCUAUAUAUUUGUGAAAAAUGUAUUGUUAUUUUACCAAAUUGUAACAUAUUUUUAAUAGUCAAUGUACUUUUUCUGCAUUAUU
Anoplophora glabripennis (Asian longhorned beetle) is the source of this 3972-nucleotide messenger RNA. Its product is annotated as slit homolog 3 protein-like. Gene Ontology annotation, molecular function: protein binding. Gene Ontology annotation, cellular component: extracellular matrix. The record is from RefSeq and is a predicted model, not a curated record. The transcript is spliced from 3 exons. NCBI's taxonomy places the organism in Eukaryota, Metazoa, Arthropoda, Insecta, Coleoptera, Cerambycidae. The coding region runs from base 120 to 3821 and encodes 1233 amino acids.